This is a messenger RNA of Desarmillaria tabescens, 1209 nucleotides long. RefSeq lists its product as uncharacterized. The transcript is spliced from 4 exons. Lineage: Eukaryota; Fungi; Basidiomycota; Agaricomycetes; Agaricales; Physalacriaceae. The record is from RefSeq and is a predicted model, not a curated record. Bases 1 to 798 code for a protein of 265 amino acids.
AUGUUGCUACGACUGUCAUUACUUCUCACAACGAGCCAUCGAGGUCUUACGAAUGCAUAUAUAUAUCCAGGCGAGUAUUUGUGGACCGACAAGGCCGCUUUUUGUAUCUGUCACCGCAACAACGACCAACCCAGCGAAUAUAUCGAGACAAAGGCGAGAGAGGAACUAAAAGCAGCACAAGGAAUAUUGGACAUUGCUGAGCCUGAGAUUCUCCUAGAAAUUGCAAUCUGCAACGUCGAAGACAAGAGCUAUGGUGGAUAUCCUGGCGGACCUUGGCUCUUUGCACGGGUCUGUCGAAAAUGGAAGGCGGUCGCAUUAUCCUCCAAAGCAUUAUGGAGUACAGUGAUUCUCAACAACACUUUCUUAUCCUCCCUCAAUUUACGAAAAAAGGCACAAGUUGUCCUUCUUGAGCAGCUUCGGCGCUCAGGAAGUAUGCCUCUUCGCAUAUAUCUCAAUUUUGAAGACGUCUCUUACUCCAAGUCGACAAUGCGCAUCCUCACUGACGUCGUCUUGCAGGCUUUCCGAUGGAAAUCCUUCGAAUUUCAUGCAUCAGUGAUGUUCUUUCAUUACAUGUAUCUGAAGGUUGAACACUGCCUUCCUAUCCUCGAGCAGAUCAAUCUUCGUAUCACCGACACUGGCACGCUCUCCAAAAAUGACGGAACAUAUCUCAUGUUCAGUGAGGCGCCACAUCUCUGUGAUGUCGAGCUCGACACGAACUCCUCAGAUCCUUUCGACUUACCCUUCCCCCAACUCACCCGGUAUAUAAACCACUUCAACCGGGACAAGUCUCAUAGUUAACGGAUUUUUUCGAAUUUACAUCCCGUCGUUCGUUGCUCUUCCAGCAUAGUUUCAGUGAAUAUUAAAAUGUCACUCGAGAUCCUUUUUACUGCAUCGGAGAUGGAAUCCUUCAUCGUCAAUUAUACCAGCUGAGGAAAUCCCAGACUGGUCCUACAGCUUUACACCUCAGCUCUGAAGUCUUUGUUAAAUCCGCUCUCCACCUUGCACCUGCGAGCCAAAAUGAAUGAAGAAAGUUGCAUAUCCAGUGUCUGACAUGCUUGGACGUUCUUUUUUUUUUUGUAGAGCGUGUACUGGUGUACUUAGCAAUGCUGCAAUUGACUACGUCAAACCAGCUCGCUCGCUUGGGGAGGAGGGGCAGGCCCCAAUGGACGGAAGAAAGUUUUAAACGAGGUGACCCGGAAGAUCUACACG